UUCGGGUUUGACAACACUAGCGUCAAACGCCUGAUACUUACGUGAAAAAAAAACACUUCAUACCUUGCACGUUGUGGUGGUAGCUCUGUAGCUACGUCACAGGAAGAGCGCGCUUAGUACGGCCUUUAACAAGCUCUGUGAAUAAGCGGUAGUGGUUGAAAAUAUUAGGGAAUUGUGCUGUCAUUUACAGGUACAUUAAUUAUGGCAACAUUUUUAGCUCCAGUAAUUCAAGAUAACCCGUUAGGAUGGGGACCUUGUGCUGUUCCAGAACAGUUCAAAGAUAUGCCUUAUCAGCCAUUCAGCAAAGGAGACCGUCUUGGAAAGGUUGCUGACUGGACUGGGGCUACAUAUCAAGACAAGAGAUACACAAAUAAGUACUCUUCACAGUUUGGUGGUGGUAGUCAGUAUGCUUAUUUCCAUGAAGAGGAUGAGACCAGCUUCCAGCUUGUGGACACUGCUAAAACACAGAAAACUGCCUACCAGAGGAAUCGUAUGAGGUUUGCACAGAGGAAUCUUCGAAGGGAUAAGGAUAGACGGAACAUGGUGCAGCUUAACUUGCAGACACUGCCCAAAAGUGCCAAGCAGAAGGAGAGAGACCGCCUGAGACUGCAAAAGAAGUUCCAGAAACAGUUUGGUGUGAGGCAGAAAUGGGACCAGAAGUCUCAGCUAAAGCCUCGUGACUCUUCUGUGGAAGUACGCAGUGAUUGGGAGGUAAAAGAGGAAAUGGAUUUCCCCCGCUUGAUGAAGAUGAGAUACUCUGAUGUUUCAGAUCCUACAGACAUUGAGUGCUGUGGUCCCUGGAGUACUACGACAAGGCUUUUGACAGAGUAACAACAAGGACUGAAACCUCUGAAGAGCAUCAAGAGGAUAUUCCAUACAGUGACUACCACAGAUGACCCUGUUAUAAGAAAGUUGGCAAAGACUCAAGGAAAUGUGUUUGCGACUGAUGCUAUCCUGGCCACUCUGAUGUGCUGCACCCGGUCCGUAUACUCUUGGGAUAUUGUUGUCCAGAGAGUAGGCUCCAAGCUGUUCUUUGAUAAACGAGACAAUUCGGACUUUGAUCUUCUGACAGUGAGUGAAACUGCAAAUGAACCUCCCCAAGAUGAAGGAAACUCCUUUAACUCCCCAAGAAACUUGGCUAUGGAAGCCACUUACAUCAAUCACAACUUCUCACAGCAGUGCCUGAAGAUGGGUAGUGAAAAAUUCAAAUUUCCGAACCCAAACCCUUUCGUUGAGGAUGAUAUGGAUAAGAGUGAGGUGGCUUCGGUAGCUUACAGGUAUCGAAGGUGGAAGCUGGGAGAUGACAUUGAUCUUAUUGUUCGAUGUGAGCAUGACGCAGUGAUGACGGGAGCCAGCAGUGAAGUAUCAUUCAUCAAUGUCAAGACACUGAACGAGUGGGAUUCAAGGUAUUGUAAUGGAGUGGACUGGCGCCAGAAACUGGAUUCACAGAGAGGUGCAGUCAUUGCAACAGAGUUGAAAAAUAACAGCUACAAAUUAGCAAGAUGGACUUGCUGUGCCUUGCUAGCAGGCUCUGAAUAUCUUAAACUUGGGUACGUCUCUCGCUACCAUGUAAAAGAUUCUUCCCGUCAUGUUAUCCUGGGAACCCAGCAAUUUAAGCCUAAUGAGUUUGCUAGCCAGAUCAACUUGAGUAUGGAGAAUGCAUGGGGUAUCUUGCGCUGUGUUGUCGAUACUUGUAUGAAACUUGAUGAAGGAAAGUACCUCAUUCUGAAAGACCCUAAUAAGCAAGUAAUUCGUGCCUACAGCCUGCCAGAUGGAACUUUCAGUUCUGAUGAAGAAGACGAAGAUGAUGAUGAAGAUGAAGAGGAGGAGGAAGAAGGUAUGAAACUAAGCAGUCUCCUUUUUUGUGAUUUUUCAAGGCUGUUGCCGAAAUCUUUGCUUGAGGAGUUAAGAUACUGGAUUUUCCUAGACUGUAUAAAGAUGGAUGAAUUGUCCUAA
This is a messenger RNA of Protopterus annectens (West African lungfish), 1956 nucleotides long. RefSeq names its product eukaryotic translation initiation factor 3 subunit D (gene EIF3D). Gene Ontology annotation, molecular function: translation initiation factor activity. Gene Ontology annotation, cellular component: eukaryotic translation initiation factor 3 complex; cytoplasm. Gene Ontology annotation, biological process: translational initiation. Lineage: Eukaryota; Metazoa; Chordata; Ceratodontiformes; Protopteridae. The record is from RefSeq and is a predicted model, not a curated record.